This is a messenger RNA of Pieris napi, 1839 nucleotides long. It is a transcript of the gene sea, whose product is annotated as putative tricarboxylate transport protein, mitochondrial. The record is from RefSeq and is a predicted model, not a curated record. Gene Ontology annotation, biological process: mitochondrial citrate transmembrane transport. Lineage: Eukaryota; Metazoa; Arthropoda; Insecta; Lepidoptera; Pieridae. Bases 93 to 1043 code for a protein of 316 amino acids. The transcript has 5 exons.
UGUGCAGUUAACUUUUCUCCUCCGUGUUGAUAGGGUUACGCCGCGUGCUCCAGUUGUUGUUUAAUACGACAUAAAACUGGAACUUUUCGAUUAUGUCUUCUAAGACGGGAAAUUUCAAAAAUCCUUUCUCCAGACCAUGGAUGACGGAAACUGGAGCAGCGGCAGCGGCAGGAAGUGGUUCCAUUGGAUUGAAAGGAGUAGUCGCUGGCGGAAUAACUGGUGGCAUUGAAAUUUGUAUUACAUUCCCGACCGAAUAUGUAAAAACACAACUACAAUUAGACGAAAAAGGUGGAACCAAAAGGUACUCGGGUAUAGUUGACUGCGUCCAAAAAACUGUCAAGGGUCAUGGUUUUCUCGGCCUCUACCGUGGUCUCAGCGUGCUUCUGUAUGGCUCUAUACCAAAAUCUGCCGUCAGAUUCGGAGUAUUCGAACAAGCGAAGCUUUAUAUGGUGAAUGAAAAUGGUACUCUAUCAAACUCGGGGAAGCUGAUGUGUGGUCUGGCAGCUGGUGUCGCCGAAGCUAUCUUCGCAGUCACACCCAUGGAGACUGUUAAGGUCAAGUUCAUCAAUGACAUGAGGAUGGAAAAGCCAAGAUUCAAAGGAUUCUUUCAUGGCGUACGAACGAUUGUGCGUGAGGAAGGCGUGGGCGGCGUAUACAAGGGUGUGUCGGCGACGAUAAUGAAGCAGGGCAGCAACCAGGCCAUCAGGUUCUUCGUGAUGGAGUCUCUCCGCGAUUGGUACAAGGGCGGGGAUAGGGACAAACACGUGCCCAAGUACAUCGUGGCGCUGUUCGGUGGUGUCGCCGGUGCGACGUCAGUGUUCGGAAACACCCCCAUCGACGUGGUGAAGACCAGGAUGCAGGGUCUCGAAGCCGCCAAGUACAAGAGCACCUGGGACUGUUUCAUCAAGACCUGGAGGCACGAGGGACCCCUCGCCUUCUACAAGGGAACCGUCCCUAGACUCAGCAGAGUGGUGUUCGACGUGGCCAUCACCUUCACCAUAUACGACAGCAUCAUGGACGUCUUCAACUACGUUUGGAAGUAACGCUUCACGAUUCGAAGGUGACUUUUACGUUUGCUUUUGUAUUUAUAUCGAGUUAAUUCCUAAAUCGAAAGAAGUCGACGUCGCUUUGAGUGAAAUAUUUAAAUGAAUGCAAUUGUAACUAGAAGAAGCCAAACCUCGGUCGGUUAUGUUUGUGGCAUUGUAUGGAAUGUUAAAGUUACCCAAUGUAUAGAUUAAGCUAAACUAUGAACCAUUUUUAGAGUUCGGUACAAACGUGUUCUUCGCUGAGGUUCAUGUAUUUUGUAUUUCAAUGUGAUGUUAUCGUAAGCUUAACGUUGUGUCAGGGUUUCAUUAAAACAGAAUUUAUUGCAUUUCUUUUUCAAUGCUUUUAUUAUAUUUUACUGCGUUAUUUUUGUAUAAAGGUUUAUUUUUAUAUUAUUUUUGUGUAUUUUGAAUCGUCGGCCCCGUUCAGACGAGUAAUUUCGGACAAUAGAAAUCGAAUUAGAAUCUCUUUCCGUUACGCGCUCUCGAGACAUGUUUUAUUUAUUGACGAAUUUAUAUUUUGACUAUAUUUUGCAUUUGUUUUAUCUUCUGUGCAUUUUUGGGCUUUUGUUAACUUUUUAAGAUCUCUCGAAUCCGAUUUCACAAAGACCUCGGUGGGCAAAUGCUGUCUUCCCUCAUCUUUAAAUGAACUUCGAGAGAUCGAGAUGAGACAUUCCGUUACGAUUGAACCGUUAAUGUUCUGGGUUUAUUUUUUAUGCCUAUUUAUAAUGUUGAAUGUUGCGUUUAUUUAUUUAUUGUUAUGAUUUAAAUAAAUUGUCAAACAAUUGAAUUUAAA